GAUCCGCCGGUUAUUACAUCUUGUCAGUCAGUCAAAAUGUUGUAGAUGCUAGUUGGUAAAUUCGAUGAGUACAAGAGAUGACUCGUAUCUGAGAUUGGAUUUGGUGGAAUCCUGAAGUUGCCGAUGAUUCCGAGGUUGGAUCUGAAAAUGAGCGCUUGGGUCAUGAGGAAGGCAAAUCCUCGGUGUCGUGUAAUUGAAAUAGACGAAGAGAAGAAGAUUGCUUUCACAGCUGAAGAUUUCCACAAGGUUUUCGGCGUCCCGUGUGGGAACCGUGAUGUGUGUGGCAGGGAUGCACAAAUUGCUGCUCCGGCAAUCAAUUUUAUCAAGCGUACAAUUGGUAUGGAUGGUUCAGUUGCUCAAAAUUUGAAAGCGGCUGAAAGCUUCAUACACAGAGAGCUUUCUGAGGAUUCUAGUAAGAUGAAGAAGGAUUGCUUUCAGAUUGCUUUUGUAGUUUUUGUGUUGGGUUACCUGAUAGCACCGUGCACGAAGUAUGACUCGAUGACAAUUGAUUUCUGGGGUGCUCUGUCCAACCCGGAAUUGAUAGCACAAUUCAGUUGGUGUGAAUAUGCUAUCCAGAAGCUGAUGGCAGCUGUAUCGAAGGUGCAGAAUGAUUAUCAGAGCAAAGCAGCAACGGUCCAUCUCUUCGCGUGCCAUUUUUUCUUCCAGAUAUUCUUGCUGGAUAACAUUUAGCUAGGGUUGUUCAACAUGCCACACACUGUAUUCCCCCGUGCGCAGCGCUCUGGCCAGAAAACACUCAGUCAGAUGAUCAUAAUGGCGUACGGCAUGAAGCAGGGAAAGUUCACUUAUGUCCCUGCAGGGGUGCGCCCGGCGGAACUAGUUUGCUAUACGCGGACAGAUGCGAGGUGUCAAGGCUUCACUGAUGGUGAUGUAAUGUCAGCCUCAGGGAAAUACCCAAAGGUUGGGGUGUCUGACAGGGUGGAACAGCGGACUCCAGAAUUGUUUGUACCUGGCACAACAACACGAGCAGAUACUCUGGGUGAUGCGAGGUCGGUAUUUGUGAGGAUGUGCCUGUUGUGGUUAUAAAUGUUACUAUUUUAACGGACUUUGUUAUUCUUGAUAUUCCCGAGGACGAUAGUAUGUCGAUUAUCCUUGGUAGACCCUUUUUGAA
This is a messenger RNA of Triticum aestivum (bread wheat), 1129 nucleotides long. RefSeq lists its product as uncharacterized. The coding region runs from base 124 to 690 and encodes 188 amino acids. NCBI's taxonomy places the organism in Eukaryota, Viridiplantae, Streptophyta, Magnoliopsida, Poales, Poaceae. The transcript has 3 exons. The record is from RefSeq and is a predicted model, not a curated record.